AUAUAUUGUACAUCACAUCUGAAGCUAUUCUUUAGCAACACAUUCAACAACAGCCAGGAUACGCUCACAUUUUGGCAUCAACUACGAUCGUCGCACUCCACUGAUCACCAACAUCGUCCAACAAACACCUAUGACUCAUCAUCAGACUCGACCCAUCAAGAAGAAGCUAUACAUACCAUAUUCUUUGUCGUUGGAGUAAUCCACAUCAACUUUGGCUCAUCAACAUCCAACUACACAGAUUAUAGUAUAGUAAUACUCGACACAUCAAGA
This is a messenger RNA of Acytostelium subglobosum LB1, 270 nucleotides long. RefSeq lists its product as hypothetical. The transcript has 2 exons. The annotation marks the transcript as partial. Lineage: Eukaryota; Evosea; Eumycetozoa; Acytosteliales; Acytosteliaceae. The record is from RefSeq and is a predicted model, not a curated record.